This is a messenger RNA of Phoenix dactylifera (date palm), 877 nucleotides long. The record is from RefSeq and is a predicted model, not a curated record. Lineage: Eukaryota; Viridiplantae; Streptophyta; Magnoliopsida; Arecales; Arecaceae.
CUCUUCUCCGCGGAGUUUGACAGCCCACUCUCUAGGAGGAGGAAUACACCAUGGCCGCCGCCUUCGUGCUCCUCUCCGUUGCUAUCGCCGCCGUUUGCUUCCUUCCGCCGCCCGUCGCUGCUCAGGCGUGCAAGUCCCAGAAUCUGGGAGCCAACCGGGUGUUCGCGGACUGCAGCGACCUCCCCCACCUGUCCGCCUCCCUACACUGGACCUACAACAGCACCGCAGGGGCGCUCUCGAUCGCCUUCAUGGCGCCACCGGCGGCGCAGGGGGGUUGGGUGGCGUGGGCGAUCAACCCGACGGGGACGGGCAUGGCGGGGUCGCAGACGCUGGCGGCUUUCAAGGGAGCGGACGGGAAGAUGGUGGUGAAGACGUACAACAUCACAGGAUACGAGCCGCUGAAGGAGUCGAAGAUCGCGUUCGAUACGGCGGAUCUCGCGGCGGAGUACACGAACGGGACGAUAAGGUUGUUCGGGACGGUGAAGGUGGGGAAGGAUAUGAAGGCGGUGAAUCAGGUGUGGCAGGUGGGGGCAUCGGUGAAGGACGGCGUGCCGGUCAAGCACGCGUUCGAUCCGGACAAUUUGGCGGCCAAGGGCACCUUGACUUUGGCCCAGGCGGUCAGCCCCGCACCCCAGGAGUCCGGCGCCGGGAAGAGGAAUCUCAGUAACCUUCUUUAUUUUGUCAUGUUUUUAUUUUUACUUUUUUAGGAGAUUCCAGGAAUUUUUAUUGGGUAAGCAAUGGCUAUUGAUUGCUUUGUUGGUGAUUUCGAAGUUUUCUAAUUUUUUUUCUUCUAAUAAUUUUUUAAAUAAUAUAAAGUGAAGUUGGACUCUUUUGUAUUUCGGUAUAUACAGAAUUUAAUUCUUUAGGAUCCUUUAUA